Lasiosphaeria miniovina is the source of this 1686-nucleotide messenger RNA. Its product is annotated as EPL1-like protein. NCBI's taxonomy places the organism in Eukaryota, Fungi, Ascomycota, Sordariomycetes, Sordariales, Lasiosphaeriaceae. Gene Ontology annotation, cellular component: piccolo histone acetyltransferase complex; NuA4 histone acetyltransferase complex. Gene Ontology annotation, biological process: regulation of transcription by RNA polymerase II. The coding region runs from base 1 to 1686 and encodes 561 amino acids. The transcript has 3 exons. The record is from RefSeq and is a predicted model, not a curated record.
AUGGCGACUCGGAAGGUCCGAUACAAGAAACUAAGCGUGAAAACACCUCUACCAGUUAUCCGAGAAGACCAAAUCGAUCCGACCGAGUAUGAAUCACUCACAAACGAGGCCCAAAUCUCGACCGGAGUCGAGCAGGCUGAGGAAAAUGAAUACCAUCUUCAGGCCGUGUUGCAAGGCGCGGGGGUCGCGGCAGACAAGGAGAUCCCUGUGCCGCCUCCAGAACAGAGCACGCUCAACUUUGAUGAGCUCUAUUCCCAGCGCUUCUCCAAGACGUCCACUUACAUUCGCUUCUCCCAAACGGUGGAAGAAUGUAUAGGGUGUAUGUAUGACAUGACGGAGGACGAUGAAGCCUUCCUCAAGUCCUACAAUCAGAAGCGAACGGCUUCGGCCCAGCUUUCCGACGAUGACUUUGAGAGGAUCAUGGAGGUGUAUGAAGACACCGCAUACAUCAAAGCUCCCUAUGCGGCGGUAGAUCAGACUGCAGUUGCCUAUGACGAGAUGCUCCAGGGCUUACAGGAACUUGACAAAGGCAAGGUCAUGCCCCAUGCCAAGGACAUCCAUGAGUAUUGGAAGUCGAGGCGGCAAGCGUUGAGCAACCGGCCCCUGCAUCCAAUCAUCAAGUUCGAACUUCACCAGGAGAGCGACGACAUGGAUCCAUAUGUCUGCUUUCGUCGUCGGGAAGUCCGACAGACUAGGAAGACGAGGACUCGGGAUGCACAUGUUGCAGAUAAACUCAAACGGCUGCGCAAAGAGCUCGAGGAGGGUCGCCAGCUGGCCUUGGCUGCGCACAGUCGAGAACUUCUCAAAGCAGAGAUGCUUAAGACAGACCGCGCCAUCUUUGAGCAAAGAGCUCAGCUGAAGGAGCAGAAGAUCAGGUUAGGUAUAAAGACAGAUGACGAAGACCUAAUCAACCAAAAGCCGCAAAAGAGAAAGGCGCCCGAUGCUCCUGCCAUCCAGCGGGCGCCCGUGCCUGCACAGCUUCGUCUGCCUCCUCGUCCAGAUGGUCGACAGGGAGAAGCAGACCUCGUGCACCUGUCAGAUCGGCUCGCUGAGAAGGAGAUGGAUCUUCGUCUCGCUGUCCAGUUGAAGGCCACGAACCAUAGUGAAUGGAACAGGAACCAUGUGGACCUCACUUUGGGACCACUGUCUCCGGUUCAGGGGCGGCGCCCGGACCUCAGCUUUAGGCCAGCCAAGACACAAUACUUGAUGACACCCCCAGCAUCGGCGUCUUCAGCAUCCGCAGAUGAACCGGCCCCGAUGGAUCUUGAUAGACCAGAGUAUGCCCCACCGGUAUUCAAGUUCAGGGGUGUUACCCAGGAUGAGGAUUCGAGAGAGAAUCCGCCGGCGUAUCGGCGGCGGAUAGGUCGACUCAACCGCCUAUGGAUCGAUCGUCGUGGUUUGGUGAGUCCUCCACGGGAAAGUAGCGACGAAAAGUCGGACCGGUGGAAAUAUGACCAAUCAUCGGACGAUGAAGAAGACACCCCGAUGUAUGAGGCAGACCCGUUCGACACGCCUGCUCUGGCUUUCCGAGUGUCAGUAGGCCUACCGAAUUUUCUGACAGGCCGAAGCGGUGUGGCGCAAACUCCUGCUCCUCGGUCGGCAAUCCUCCCACCACCACCACCGCCUCCACCUCCACAGCAACAACCUCUUCCCCAACCAUCUCCACAAAGGCAGCCAGUCUCAUGA